ACAAGUAGAUUACAAAUAGAUCAGAAAAGUGUAAUAUCAAUCGCAUGUAUCUAUCUGUAUCUGUUACAAAAUUUUCGUGUCGUUUGCAAUUUCAUUAAUUAAUCAAAUAAAACGGAAAUUCAGGGCAGGAGAAUUUAUCAAAUCGUAAUCUUAUCCCUUCCACAUGAAGUAAGAUCUGUAAUAAAACUGGCGAAAAAUAUCCUGCCUACAAAAUAAAUAACUGAAGAUAUUACAAAUAUCAUUGUUUCUUAAACAUCAAAUUUUUUUCUCAAGGUAACUUAAUUUUUUGAGAACUUUAACUAGAGAAACUAGGAAUAUCUUAAAUCGCAGUAACAUCAACCAUAUGUUUCUAAACUGAGAAACUAGGAAUAUCUUAAAUCGCAGUAACAUCAACCGUAUGUUUCUAAACGCAUAUUCUCCAAUGAAUCAUUUGUAUGAAAUAAUCUCACACGCAUAUUCGUACUUAUUACUUGCGAAAAAUGCUCUUCUACUUUCUCUCUAUCGAAAGGAUCGCCGAUAAAUACUCUGCUCCGAGACUAAACGAAUAAAAAAAAAAAGGAACAAUUUUUCUACAUUUCUCUUCGCCACAAUCAACGCCCAUACUUUUCUCGAAAAACCGAUCAAUUUGUAACUGUGUGCAUAACCCGAUAACAUUUCAAUCAAUACCGAUAAUUGUCGCUAUAAUAACAGCGAUAAAGCCGCGAUAUCGCGGCCUUUUUUGCCUCCGAUCUCGAGCGGGCCGAGGAUAACCGAUAUUAACCGAUACCUAACCUAACCUGAAUAAUCCCAUCGACGAUUUGUUUUCGAAAGGUUCUCGACGAAGAGGGCGGUCGCACGCGAGGAGCUGCUGCGCCGAGGAGCUUCAGAGCUUCCAGACGUUGCACGUGAUCGGUCGUGACGGAAGGCAGCACAGCCCAACCGGAAGUCAGCCACAGGACCAACCUUUGAUCGACUACAGACGACUGGUGUUCAUCAGUUCGGACUCGUCCUCUGGCCGCGAGGAGGACGACGCCGACAGCAGUUGCUCGAGCUCCUCGUUCUUGAAUGGGCUGCCACGUCCUGGCAGCCACGCGCAAUCUCUCGAGGACUGCGACUGGGAUUAUUUCGAGAGUGGGUCCCUGCCUUUGCCAACAGGCGUGCCGAUCACCAUCGGCACGAGCAACGUGGCCACGGAGACCAGCACUGUCCAGGACUGGAGUUGCUGUCCUGGACGUGGUUCCACUGCCUGUCAGGCCUGCGGUGGCUCCCGAGGUGCGAACGUGCUGCCAGUCCCGGUUCCAAUCCCCGUGCCGGUGCCAUAUCCGGUACCAGUCCCAGCAUCUCUGUGGACCAGCGACCUCGCAGCGGCCGCCUCCUCGAUGAUAAGCCGCAGCAGCGACGCUCACGCGGAACCGGGAACACUGAGGUUGAGAGGCGACCCAGCUGCACCCUGGUUCGCUUGGCACCCGCGAUUCAAUCAGCCUCUGCACGGAGCCAGGCUCGAUCCACGGCUCACCGGUGUCUUCGAUCCAACCACAUGCUCCUUCAGACCCGAUCAAGUCCUGGCUCAGCCAUUGUACGCCGCCACUAUCGAACCUUCGACUAUUCCAACGACAGAGGAACUUAGGCAACGUGUGAAGAAUUUGCACGUGAAUCAGGAUGAGAACGACGACGCUGGAGUAAGCGGCGCGAUCAAGUCCGUCCAGGAGGCUGUUUCGUCGGACGUUUCCAACGAGUCGAAGGCCACAGAACAGUCAUCCGCGACCGGGCAAAUUGGUAAAUUGGACGAGUCGAAGGUCGAGCAGAGUCGGGAAAGCGAUGACGAGGCGAAUGAGACGAAGGACACUGAGGAGAAUUGCCAAGAUUCGGUGAGCGUGUCGUUCGAGAACAGAAGGGGCCAGCAAAGGAUGUUCCAGCACGACGAUUCCGGCAGCUCGUCGGGCCGUUCUUCCGCGGACAGCAGCGACCUCGAGGAGGAUUCCUCUUCUCACAGGUUCUCGAGGGUGUUCGUUGUUAACGACGACUCUCUCACGAGCGACAACGAUAUCGAGGACAACGGGGACGAGGACGAGGACGAGGACUCUGCCACCGAAGACGGUGUUACUUUGAAGAGAAGGGGGAAGAGAUCGAGUCGCAGGGACGAUGGUUCGGAGAUUAACGACAAGUCUGAGAGAGAGGAGGUCACCAAUGAGAAAAGAAGAUCUCGCGGAAAGAAGCACAAUUUAGAAACGAACGACAAACGGAUAUCGCUGUCGUCGUUGCAGCGCGAGAUGCCCGAGGAGAUGUACAUCGCGAGCGACAACGAUUGCUCGGAAAAUCAGAUCGAGUUGAAGUCUAUAAAGACCCUGGAUCCUGACAGCAUCGAGCCGGUCGUUUUCAACUGUAGCGCGGACAAUAUCGCGAAGAAAGAGGAGACAUUGCUUGACAAAGUAGAGAACGACGAAUUGUCAGGUCAAAUAACAUGUAACGAGAACGCCGAUUCAGACAACCAAACGCAGCUCUCAUCGACCAACGCUUGGGACUUGAACAUAAUUCCAGACUCCUUGGAGAUCUCCGGGCGGGAAAUGUCAAACGACAGUGAUUGGUCGACGAAGAACAUCGAGGAGAGUCCGAAAUUUUACGCCUCGACGCCGUUGAUAAAUCUCUCAGCCGAGAGGUGCGAGAACGGUGCCGAUCGCAAAGAACCAGGUAACAGCGAUUAUCGCGAAGCCGGAAUCGAUAACACGUUAUCGCAGAUAACGACGGUGGAGAGCGUAGAUCGCGACGACGAUAACCACGAGCGUGACGCGUUAAUUGUGGCCGAUUUGAAUUCGAACUUGAACGGCGGUGCGAGUAUUUCCUCAGGUUCGGACAGUUUCACGAGCAACGGGACGAACGCGACGGGCAGCGAGGUGAGCAGCGACGAACUGCACGAGUACGAAGUUACGUCGGCCAACGAGUUCUCGUUCUCGGCGACGAACAACGAGCUGCUGUCGCGAUUGAACAGAAAGAACGAGGAAGGAGCACCGUGGCGGUGGGAGAAUCGUCAAGGCGCCGUGAAAAUCGUCAAGGACGAUCGUCGCGAGGAAUCCGUUACGUCGAACAGGACGAAAUGGAACGCGCAGUGCGAGAGAACGCAGAUGGUUGAGCAACAUUCGGAUAACACAAACGACAAUGGUGUCGCAACCUCUCCGGCAGGGGAGGGGAACGAUUCAACGGUGAUUGCCACGGAGGAUGAUGAAUCGGUUGCGUGCGAGUCCGGAGAAUCGACGACACUGGUCGUGUCCAAAGAUGGCGCGUCGGAAGACAACGACCCGAAUCACGCAGCUGUCGGAGCCGAGUUGAAAUCGGCGAGCAGCAGCGGCGACGUGGGCGACGCGACAACCAGCAGCAAGAUCCAAGAGACGUUCAAGAACAGCGCGGCGAGCGCAGGUAAAGCGGAGAGUGCGCAUGACAGUGGCAGCGGCGGUUCGGUGAGAGGCGAGAAUCCUGCUUGCAGCCAGGUAGUAGGAGGUAGCGAAGGUGGCAAUGGUGGUGGCACUGGCGGAGGCUGCGCCGAAGAGGGGAUAGAAGGGGAAUCGACACGGUUUCGCUCAGUCGAGCGACGCCCGUCCACUCGAAAGGAGAAUGGAUUCCCGCCUGCCGCGUCGACGAACGAUUCCAUCGGUCAGCAGCAACAAUUGCCUCCGUCGACGAUACAGAACAACAGCAACAAUAACAGCAACAAAUACAGGAGCCUCGUGAUGAUCACUCAGGAAGCCUCGUACCAGCCAGUGAGCGUCAUCACCUCGGACACGACGACCUUGUUGCAACCGGAUGAGGUGCACACGGCUAGCCAAGGUCUGGCUGGGUACUUCCAGCUGGCGCUGGAAGCCGUGUCCGAGCAGCCGCAUCGUAAGAACGGCCAGGGUCCGAGGAAGCCGUUGAUGGUGAAACGGUUGGCCAGUGUGACCGCGAAUCACUCGGAAGCGGAAGUGGACAGCGGGCUGAGUGUCGGUAGUGCCAGUGAAAGCGACGACGUGUCGGUGAAAAACGCGGGGAAAAUCGGUGGAUCCCGGCAGGAUAACAACUCAGUCGGUGACGAGACGAGAGAGCGCGGCGGCGUGGGUGGUGGCGAGCAACGCGGCGAGGGAACGCGGGCACGUGUUUCCUCGCAGUCCAGCGACGACAACUCCGCCAGCGGUGGGGUGGUGAUCCUCGAGGAAGGUCUGGCGGACGAUGACUCGUGGGUGGAGGAGGUUUCGCACGACGAGGACGAGCCUGGAGCAACGACAGCCACGGAGGAGAGCUCCGAGGACGAGGCGAACAACCUUGGCGAUCGCGAGGAGGAGCUUCGUGGUUACCACAGACAGGCGAUCGACUUCACGUUGCACACGAUCGUCGAGGAAUCGUGCGAGGAGAGCGAGGCAGAGCCGAGUUUGGCCGCCGGUAGCCCGUCCAAGAAGCAACGACCACCAUCAGCCUCCGAACUGGAGAAGUACUUCUUCUUCGGCCUCGGAGGCGAUGGCAACAACUCGAGCAUGGGUUCGCGCGAGGUGGACAGCCUCUCCGAGACCUCGUCCAUUUAUUCCGAAGGUUUGGAGUCUCUGGGACAGGACGAGGCACCGGCGAACGGAGAGAUCCGCAGCCAGGAGAGAUCAAGCUCCGGGGAAGGAUUCUUGAACUCCUCGAGACUCGAGAAGUACUUUCUGUCGGAGUUUCUCGGAUUCGAUCAGGACAGACGCGACUCGGACGGUUCGGUAGGCAGUGACUCGGAGGGAAGGCCGAGUCCCGAAGCGCAGCGAAGGAAGAAGCUGGUUCGCGCCAGAGGAACCGGCAGAUCGCACAGCUCGUCUUUGGACAAUUUACUAGCUUUAACUCAAAGCUCGCAGAACCUGAGCUCGCAGAAUUCCCUUCAAGACUUGAGCUUGAAUCAGGACGCGCAGGAGACGCAGUCGGAAGGUUCUUCCACGGAGACCGACGGCGCGGACGACGGACAGACAGCGGCCUUUGGAACCGACGGCCAGUUCGACACGGUGAAACGAAAGAAGAAGAAACCGAGAAACCUGGGAACGCAAAGUCCACGCGUGCCGGACGACAGGAACAAAACUCCCGAGCCAAGUAGAGAAAUGGUAUUGGUGGGAGAAGUGGUGAUGGAGAACGAGGCAGAGGCCGUCAAUUCGGAAGAUUCCGAGAGAGCAAAGACGCCACAGCCAGAGUCUCUCUUGUCCUCUUCUUCCUCCCCGUCCACCACCGCGAAUGCUUCGUUGACGAAUGCCGUGUCGCUGGGCGUUGAUCCCAACAGAAGCGUGCAACUGAGCUCGGCAGAGUCUUUGAGCUACAGUCAACGAUCGAAACAACAAUCGCGAGAUUCCGGGUUCGUGGGUAGCUGCGACGACCUGUUACUCCAGCACCAGAAGCUGCCCAACGACGGCCAAGCUGCUGGUACCGAGCUCGGUCAAGAAACUGGGAAGGAUCGCUCUAACAACGAGAACGGUGAAAAUGCUCGGAACGCGAGUAUUCGGACGUCCACGGAAGGGGGGAUCCCUGGAGUCGAAAAGGGGAACAAUCUGUCCAAAGUGGAUCAUCACUUGGGCCACGCGACGCUGCCCCCUCACUUACCGAACGCUUCCCUGUCGAGAAAGGACAGCUUCAACAAUUGGUCAAGCGACGAGGAAACGAACCUGAUGAUGUCGAAGAUGAGACAGUUCUUCAAGACGAUGGUCGCGAAUUCGAGCAACGGGCAAAAUCAGAACACGAACAGCGCGAAUUCGAGCGGCGCGUCGCCCGCUCCCAGCCCCAGGCUGCCCGGUUACUCCUCGAAGGCCAGACUGUGCUCCCAGAAUCGUACGAAACCGCCGCAGUUGGUGUACUUCGAGAACGAGCUGACCAGGCUGAUGAAAACCGUGCCCGGGAUCCGGGACGAGCAAGUGCGCGAGAUCGUCGAGUAUCUGAGUUCCGAGGACACGUGGUCCGACUCGUACGACAGCUCCGACUAUACCAGCUCGGAUCUGGAGGGCGCAGCCGGUGGUCGUCGAUCAGCGUUGCAGGAGCAGAUCUCGCAAAGCUGCCAGCAGAUUAUCAGUAAAUUCGACACCACGUCUGGCGACAAUCUGCUGGACAAGGAGAGGGAAGAUAAAGCCGGGCCGGCUGGAAUGCAGCCUCCCUGCCUCGGCAGAGAUACCGCGUUCGUCUAUCAGAAAUUGGUUCAAAGUUUCACGAAGAUGGCCGGCGAUGGCGUGAGCUCCGACGCUAACUCGACGCCGCACAGUAGCCCACCGUUGAUCGCUAAGGUGAUGCACCACAUCGGCAGUAGACUGGUCGCUCUGAUGCACGAGGUCUCAGAGGGUGGACCGGCCGUUCAACAUCACUCGACAACCAGUUGGAGACGUUACACCCAACAUCAUCGAACGCCGUCCUCGGCCUCCACUACGGAAGACGACGACUCCACGUCCGACUCGACCAAUGCUCCUUCGUCGACGCACUUGCAGCUACCUAGAUCCAAGUCACACGAUCCUCUGUUGCUGAUCAACAGCCAUCCAGCGGCGUCAACCGGGCAAGAGGGCGAAGAACGCGAGGCCAGCGACUACGAGAGGUUCUCCUGGCGGGGAAGCUUCGAAUCCGCGUUAAUGGCCGCCGAUUCCAGGACGAAGUUGAGCCUGUUGGCUUGCUCCGGGGACAGUGUCGGUGCUAGUGCUAGUGCUAACGCGUUGGCAAUGGCUGCCAAGCGUCGCAGUGCUGGGGAUCUGUUGUUCAAUCCGAAAAGCUUCUCGAGGGAACAGUUGGACAGGGUUAGAAGCUGCGGCUCCAUCGGCGGCGGGAGCGGAGGUGCUGCCAGCGGAGGAUCGGUCGAAGAAAGGAUCUGGAGCAACAGGAGGAGGUCUUCUGUGCCUGAUGCCAACACCAGGGGCGAGUCUGGCAAACACGUCCACAGGUGACGAAGACACGGAGGACGAAUUGGAAUACACCGGUGAAUCUCGAGCGACGACUCUUCCACGCGGAAUGCAGUCGGCCAUCACGGCAGCGACUAAUUCUCUGCCGCGUUUGCCAGCUUCUUCCACUACGCCAGCUGGAUUAACGACCACGUCGACAACGCCUUCGUCGACGAUGCACAAGGCUCACAGUGUGUAUCAUUUCCUACCGCAGCAUUCUGGCGUGAAAUCGGCCAGGUAUCGGCCGCCAGGAUUCGCCAGGAACAGCAACGUCGCUGGCGCUAUCGGUGGACCGAAGCGUGCGGUUAGUGCUCCGGGGCUGCAAGUUUCCGGCUCGCAGUCUUCCGCUGGGAAACGUGACAACUCGAGAUCGAGGAGGCAGCAAGCUAUGUCUCUCACGCCCGGUAAGUCACUGUUUUCAGUCACUUUUCAUUAUUCAUCGGCCAAUUAAACGACGAAUUCAAAUAUUGGAUCGUUGGAUAUGAGUCAUAUUUGACGAAAUUUAUAUUAUCAUUCAUUUAAAUUAACUCAUGUUUGACUAGUUGGAAGAACAAUUUUGUUUUUUGUCAAUAGCAACUGCAUUUUUCGAUUAUGUACUUCCAUGAGGUCAAACAUCAUUUUGAGGAGCAAUAGUAAUUACUAAUUUAUUAUCUGCAUUUCUUUACAUUCGACAAAUAUUCAAUUGUUCAAUGAAUUCGAGGAGGAUUUUCAAUUAAUAAUUCUACAUUAAAUCGAUUUUUUUUCUUUAUAUUUUAUUUUAUCAUUAAUCAUUUUAAUUUUAGUAUUUAUUCGUUUAAUGAUUUUACAUUUAUCAGGUUCUUCAAAUUCUAGUCACUCAAAACUUAAUAUUUAUAAAAUUAUUUUUUAUCCUUAUCUUUUUUAUUAAAGAUUUAAUUACAAUUUUAUUAAUUUUAUUAAUCUUUACAUUCAUUUUUUAUAAUCAAAUUUAAUUAUUUUAAAGAGAGAAUUUGUAGAGUUUGCUUCUCACACGGAUCGAGAAGAGAAGAGCGUGCCUUACUUCUCACAAAAUAUUCUGUUUUCGACGUUCUGAUGGAAAUUUACUGAUGUAGAACAUGGAAUUUGCUUCUUCUAUAUAAAGUUGCGGAAUUAUUUUUAGGAGAAGAGCUUAGGAACUUGGAAUUAUUAAAAUAUUCUCUUUUUUGAGGUUCUGAACGGAGAUUUUUAGGAUUAUUUUUAAAAGAAGAGCUUAUUUUACUUCUUGGGAACUCGGAAUUAUUAAAAUAUUCUGUUUUUAAGAAUCUGAUGGAAACAUUCAUUGAUAGAACAUAGAACGUACCUUUUAUACAGGUUUUUAUGAGAUUAUUAUUAAGAGAAGAGCUUAUUUUAUUCUUCCGGGACUUGGAAUUGUUAAAUUAUCUCGUUUUAGACUGUGUUUGAGGUUCUGAUGGAAAUUCAUUGGUGGAGAACGUAGAAUUUGCCUUUUAUAUAGAUUUUUGGGAUUGUUUUUAAGAGAAGAGCUUAUUUCAUUUCUCAGGAAUUAUUGAAUUAGGCUGUUUUUGAGGUUCUAAGGGAAAUUCAUUGAUAUGGAAUAUUUGUCUUUUAUACAAGUUUUUCUUAUUUAAUUAUUAUUAAAAGAAAAACUUAUUCUAUCCCUCAGGAACUUAGGAUUAUUAAAUCAGACUGUUUUUGAUUAUCUGAUGGAAAUUCCUUUGAUGUAGAACAUAGAAUUGUUUCUUAUGCAGAUAUUUGGGAUUGUUUUUAAAAGAAGAACUUAUUUUGGGAGCUUAAAAUUAUUAAAUUAUCUUAGUUUAGACUGUUUUUUUUUUUGAGAUUUUGAUGGAAAUUUAUUGAUGUGAUAUAUGUAUACCAUAAAAUCCUUUCCGAGUAUUUAAUUAUUAAUUAUUUUAUUUAUUUAUUUUAUAAAUUUGAAAUGUUAUAUUUAUUAUAACACUGUUGGCCUGCUUGUGUAAACGAAUCUACGCGGUCGUCCAGUAUUUAUUUCCGGGAAAAUCGAUUUUAAAUUUUAAAUUUGAUUGCAUUACCUUUCCUCGAUAGUAGAAAGAGAUUUUUUCUUUCUUCUCUAUUACUCACAAUUCAUAACGAAAAAUCUUUUUCACUCGGAUAGGAAAGAAUUUAAAAUGAAGCAACUAAACUUGAUAUAAAUAUUUUAUAAAAUUUAUUCUAUUCAAUAUUAUUAGUUUUAUUGAAUAGAACUCUUCGAAAAAAAAAUAGUUGCUGAUUUGUUGAAAAGAGAUACUUCGAUGAAACAGUGCAACAAGUGCAUGCACGUCAUUAGAAAUGCG
This is a messenger RNA of Heterotrigona itama, 9133 nucleotides long. The record is from the annotation of a GenBank genome assembly. NCBI's taxonomy places the organism in Eukaryota, Metazoa, Arthropoda, Insecta, Hymenoptera, Apidae.